Cavenderia fasciculata is the source of this 1647-nucleotide messenger RNA. RefSeq names its product putative importin subunit alpha A. Gene Ontology annotation, cellular component: cytoplasm; nucleus. NCBI's taxonomy places the organism in Eukaryota, Evosea, Eumycetozoa, Acytosteliales, Cavenderiaceae. The coding region runs from base 1 to 1647 and encodes 548 amino acids. Gene Ontology annotation, biological process: NLS-bearing protein import into nucleus. The record is from RefSeq and is a predicted model, not a curated record. Gene Ontology annotation, molecular function: protein binding; nuclear import signal receptor activity. The transcript is spliced from 3 exons.
AUGUCAUCAUUAACACUCAGAGAUAAACAAGAUUCAAGAAAGAAGGAUUUCAAAAAGGGAAUUGAUACUGAUUCAGCCCGUCGUAAACGUGAAGAGAUUACUAGCAGUAUUCGUAAAUCCGCCCGUGAUGAAGCACUCCAAAAGAAACGUAAUCUCGUUGCCACUACUACCACCCUAUCCACCUCUGGUUCUGUCUCUCAACAAGAUGAAAUCGCUGUCCCUGCCGAUAUUCAAGCUCAAUUUGAUGAGUUUGAAAAGAAGACAAUCGAAGUCAAGUUAAAAGCAUUACCAGAACUUACUGCUGCAUUAAACUCCAAUGAUCAAGCUAUCGUAUUCUCUGCACUUGUUCAAUUUAGAAAAUUAUUAUGUCUUGAAAAAAAUCCACCAAUUGAUGAAGUUAUAUCAUGUGGAGUGAUUCCAAGAUUUAAUCAACUUUUAUCAAAUAGUGGAGGAUAUACAAAGGUACAAUUUGAAGCAGCCUGGGCAUUGACCAAUAUAGUGUCUGGAAGUAACAACCAAACCGAGGCUGUCGUUUCAAGUGGUUCCAUUCCCAUCUUUAUCAGUUUGUUGGCAUCGUCGUCAGAGGAGGUACAAGAACAAUGCACUUGGGCAUUGGGUAAUGUUGCCGGUGACUCUAUUCAAGGUCGUGAUAUGGUGCUUCGUCUAGGUGCUUUGCCCGCUCUCCUCAAGAUUGCCUCUACUCCCAAUAUCUCACGUCCAACACUCCUCCAAAAUGUCGUGUGGACCGUAUCCAACCUCUGCCGUGGUAACAAGCCACACCCAGACUUUUCGUUGGUCUCCCCAGCCAUCCCAGUCCUCGCCAACCUCUUCAAGUCUGAAGAUGUGUCUGACGAGUUGUUGGCCGACCUCUGCUGGGCCUUCUCCUACUUGUCAGACGGCGAGAACUUUAAGAUCCAAGCUGUUGUCAAUGCCGGCGCCGUGCCAUCACUCGUACACCUCCUCGCACAUCCCAAGAGUUUGGUCUACACCCCUGCACUCCGUGCCAUCGGUAAUAUCGUGACUGGUGAUGCCAGCCAGACCCAAGUAGCCAUUGAAGCAGGUGCCAUCUCGUUGCUCGGUGACUUGUUGACCAACCAACGUCGUUCGAUUAGAAAGGAGACCUGUUGGACCCUCUCCAACAUUACUGCUGGCAACAGUCCACAAAUCGAAUCGGUCUUUUCAAACAAACGUAUCGUUGCCUUGCUCGUCAACAUCUUGUUGAAUGGUGAGAAUGAAGUCAAGCGUGAAGCAUGUUGGGCAUUGUCCAACGCCACCAACGGUACUGCCAAACACAUUGCUACAAUGGUCAACGAAGGUGUACUCAAGCCACUCUGUGAAACCGUCCAAUCCAACGAUGUCACCCUUGUCAAGGUGUCACUCGAAGCACUCGGUAAUAUCCUCCACCAAGGUAACAUCAUUGCCAGCAAGAGUGGUGUCAACCCAUACACACUCAUGAUUGAAGAGUAUGGUGGUGACCAAGCCUUUAUCGAACUCCAAUCACACAAGAACCCAGAUAUCUACCAAAAGGCCUCUCAACUCUUGGAACAAUAUUUUGAUUGUGACGACGAAUAUGAAAAUGAAAAUGAUGAACCAAAUAGUGCCUUUUCUUUUCCAUCCUCAAAUAGAAAUGUUCAAAUUUCCCUCUAA